AUGGGGAACAGGGCCAUCGUGGGGGUUUAUAUAUCCCCCAACAUCUCGCCCGAAAACUUUGAAAAUAAAAUAGAGGAGAUCGGGAUGGUCGUCCGCCGCCUGCAGCCGGGCUGGGGGCUGGUGGCGGGCGACUUCAAUGCUCGGUCCGUGGAAUGGGGUUGCCCAACCACGGACACGAGGGGCGAGUUGUUGGGGGAUUGGGCCGCCGCACUCGACCUCCAUGUGACCAAUAGGGGGUCGGUGCCUACCUGUGUGGCGGCCCGGGGGAGCUCUAUCGUUUAUAUUGCGAUGGGCUCCCCUAUGGCGUACGGCGAGGUCACCGGAUGGUCGGUCUCGGGUGAGGAGACCCUAUCUGACCACCGGUACAUAACGAUGGAGGUCUCCUCACCGAACCUGGUGAGGGAGCCGUGCGCCCGGCCCGUAGGGCCUGAAGGCGCUCCCCCGCGAUGGUCCCUAAAACAUCUGGACCCUGACCUGGCGAUGACCGCUGCCAUCGCCAAGUCCUUGGAGGUUCCCCCAGAGGAGGUUGACGUAGAGGAGGAGACGGCAUGGUUCCGAGAGGCGUUGUCGCAAAUUUGCGACACCGCAAUGCCUCGGCGCCGUGCGGGCGGGCCUCCGAAUAAGAAGGCCGUGUACUGGUGGACGCCGGAGAUUGCAUCUCUGAGGCGGGAGUGCAACUCCGCGCGUCGCCAGUAUGCGAGGUACCGUCGGAGAAGAAGGGCGGCGGAGGAGGAAGCGGCUCGGCUGUACCAAAUAUAG
Molecule: messenger RNA, 759 nt
Organism: Solenopsis invicta (red fire ant)
Lineage: Eukaryota; Metazoa; Arthropoda; Insecta; Hymenoptera; Formicidae
Exons: 1
Coding region: 1-759 (252 amino acids)
Molecular function (GO): catalytic activity
Source: RefSeq, a predicted model, not a curated record